AAACAAAACCCUAACCCUAAUCAACGUUUCCCUUUUCCACGAUUUCUCUCUCACGUUCCCCAAUUCUGCUCUCCCUUCACCGCCAAUUUCAAAGUUUCCGACGCCGAUCACCCCUUUCUCCGCCGCCCUCAAAGUUGUUCGAUCCCCCUCCGUAAGUGGAGAUGCGCAUAAGCUAGGCCAGACACUCGCGAUACCAAAAUGAUCUGAAAGCUCGUUUGUUCUUCAUGAUCUCUUAUUAGAGAUGGGAUCGGAGAAGGAUGAGCAAUUUGCCAUGUUUGAAGAGAAGGUUAAACGGACUGUGUAUGUUGAUAAUCUCUCUCUUCAAGUAACUGAGCCUGUUUUGAGAACUGCUUUAGAUCAGUUUGGGACUGUGGUCAGUGUCCAUUUUAUUCCAAAUUACACGGAGCCAAUUAACAGCUCUCAAUGUGCUCUAGUGGAAAUGAAGGAUUCGAAGGAGGCGAAAUCUGUAAUCACCGUUAUAGCUCAAUUCCCUUUCAUGAUGUCUGGAAUGCCGAGACCGGUGAGGGCUCGCCCUGCCGAAGUAGAAAUGUUUGAUGAUCGCCCUGUAAAGCCUGGUAGAAAGAUUAGCUUUAGAUGGCUGGAAAGUGAUGAUCCUGAUUUUGAAGUGGCCAGACAAAUCAAGCGUCUUUCUAAGAAACAUGUGGCUGAAGCUGCAUUUUUGGUCAAGCAACAUAUGGCGGAAGAGGAAAAGCUUGCAAAGCAGCAACAAGAAACACUGAAAGGAAACUACAAGAAAUAUGAGAUUGUAGAUAGUGUAAUGGCCGAUGGAACUGCCCGCAGGUUAGCAAAACAUUAUAAUAUGCGAAUUUCAGAUGAUUAAUUAAAGCCUCUGAAGCUUUGCUUUUGUAACCUCUUAAUGCCACUGAUUUUUACAUGUAAAUUUGUACAAAUUGUCGUUUAUAUGUAUGAAUAGAGAUGAAUUACAGACUUUUGUGAUUUAGAGGGAGAAAAAUA
This is a messenger RNA of Cucumis sativus (cucumber), 975 nucleotides long. RefSeq lists its product as uncharacterized. NCBI's taxonomy places the organism in Eukaryota, Viridiplantae, Streptophyta, Magnoliopsida, Cucurbitales, Cucurbitaceae. Gene Ontology annotation, molecular function: RNA binding. Bases 242 to 841 code for a protein of 199 amino acids. The transcript has 3 exons. The record is from RefSeq and is a predicted model, not a curated record.